Cololabis saira (Pacific saury) is the source of this 3437-nucleotide messenger RNA. It is a transcript of the gene mfsd13al, whose product is annotated as major facilitator superfamily domain containing 13a-like. The coding region runs from base 388 to 1854 and encodes 488 amino acids. The transcript has 7 exons. Lineage: Eukaryota; Metazoa; Chordata; Actinopteri; Beloniformes; Belonidae. The record is from RefSeq and is a predicted model, not a curated record.
ACUUCCUCUGACUGACUUGAUUUUGACCAAUUACAAAGUAUAAAGAAUUCCUCCAACCAAUCAAAAGUUUAUUAUUAUCUAAAAGCUCCACCUCGAACCAGAAACACAGAAAUCGAGUUAAACAGUUUCAGUCGGUUAUAUUUAUUCGUGUUUUUUUUUUAUAUGGUGACAUUUAUUGUGGAGCGUUCUUUAUUAUUGUCAUUAAAAUGCGAUGCGUUUGAAAAAACUGGUUCUGAAAGUCUUUUCCGGUGAAGGAUCGACAACUUUCAAUGUAUUUACUUGCAAAAAUAUCGCUAAAGUAAACGUUUGCAAUGUUAAAUUUGAAGUAGGUUAGGUAGAUUUUGCAGCAAUUCCUCGCGUCACCGUGUAACUUUAAGUUGAACUGGUAUGGUCGUGGAGGAGAAACUCGUGAGAGAGCAUCCCGGAAGAAUGAAUGUGAUCAACUUAAGAGUGAACCAUGCAGCCCUGGCUUAUGCCAUGACCACGCUGGGCUCGGGCAUGAUCAACAACAUCUUCAGCUUCUACUAUGUCAAACUCUUCUUGAAUAAGUACAAGAUAUCAGAGGGAGCUUUCCACCAGUCACAAGUGGUGUACAUGGUGUGGAAUGCAGUCAAUGACCCUCUCUUUGGUUACCUGCAAGAUAAUUCCAGGGUGCCCUGCUGCUCUCAGAGACGGCUCUCCAUCCUGUACGGUGCUCCCCUCUACUCCCUGGCUUUUCUUAUAGCCUGGUUUCCAUGGCGAUCCUACACCCCUGGCGAAUGGAUGAGUGGCUUGCACUUGACAGUAGCACUGUGUGCUUUUGAUGGCAUGCUGACGUUUGUGCUGCUGGCACAAUGUGCCUUGUUUGCAGAGAUUUCCAGUCAUCACCAGAACCGAUUAAGGCUUAUAAAGUACAAUCAGGUGGCUUCUCUUAUUGGCUCCUCCAGCAUCCUUUUCUGUGGUGUGCUGUCCAAUAACAUGGAAGAUUUAACAUCUUUUCAGUCGUUCUCAGUGCUGAUUGCUAUCCUGAGCUGUGGCUGCAUGCUGUACACAGGCUUCCACAGUGAGAGCCGCUUUGAUAAUAAAGUGUCUGAGUCAGCUAAUCCGCAGUCUGGUGACCAGGCUCCCCAUCAAACAGCAUGUUCCUUCUCAAUGUUGAAGAAGCUGAUGUGGCAGAUCCUGACCAACACAGACUUUCAACUGUUUGUGCUCAUGAACUUCUGCCAGGUGUUCAUGUUGGCUUUCUUUAAUAAUUUUACCAUGAUUUUCGCCGAGCACCUGAUUCCUCCAGAUGUGCUUCCAUCGCUGGCCAAGAGCAUCAUGUAUGGAGCAGGAUUUAUCUGUCCACAGCUGUUAGUGUUGUGCAGUCAGAGCCUGCUGCGCAGUCUUGGCUACUACAAGAUCAUCAUCUUCACCUUCUAUGUUGAGGCAGGAAUGGCAGCUGUCAUGCUAGUACUUGGCCAUCAGCAUUACUAUAUCCUGGCAGUUUUCCUCACAUUCAACAUGGUUUUAAUUCAGGCAGCUUUCAGUCUUUUUAGCUUGCCUCUGGCAGAUAUUAUUGAUGCAGAUCUGCAACAAUACAAGCGCAGUUCUCCCCUCUCUUCCAUGGUGUUUGGAACAAACGCUUUGUUCACGAAGCCAGCUCAGUCUCUGGCCCCAAUGAUGGUGCUUAAUAUUUUGAACCAGUUUGGAUACGAGAAGUUGAAGGAUGCGGGGCGGUACUCAGAUCUGAGUGCUUUGGAAAACCUCCACAGUGUCAUGUUCUACCUGGUUUGUCUGGUGCCCAUGUGCAUUGGUUCCCUACAAGUGCUGGCUUGGAGGCCGUUUUCCAUCCGUAACAGCCACACAGUCGACACAAAGUACCCGGACAGCUAAUGUUAGUACUUUAUGAAUGCCAAAGAAGUUAGCUGCCAGGAUUUUUACUGGAAUAAUGGGGAACGUUUUGUUGCAAUCAUGUUGAAAGUAUUGCCAAAAUGAUUGAAUAUUUGAUGGAGUGUAUGAAUAUGUCAUGAAAAUGUGUAGUGAACAGCAUCUCCAUAGGAUGCCAUAGUUGAUCCGUGGUAUCAAGUAGAUACAAAAUCAAACAAGGGAAGGGGAUAAAAAUGAUAUUUGGAUUAUUUAUAAUGGUGACUGUGAGAAAACUUUUGUAUAUUCUUUUGUACUGUAUCUGAGAAGCCCAUUCCAGAUGUGACUAUUGUGUUUGCUCCUUUUCUAACACAUUAUUUUAUAACACCAGACGCCUUUACAAAAGCCCAGUUGUAGUUUUCCAUUUAUGUUAAAGGUAAACACUUUGUGCACUCAGAUCAGAUUAUACUGUGAAAAAAGACAAGUGCUUAAGAAAACUUGCACCAAAAUGAGUUUGUUUUCAAAAGAGAAAGUGUACUUAAUUAAACACUGAAUCUGCAUAUGUAUAAGUAAGUUACUUCAAAAAUCUGCUUGUAUUUAGAAUUUUACAGAAGUUUAAACUUUGCACUUUUUUAUACCAGAACUGGUCAGAAGCCAUUAUUCACUUUAAUCCUUACAUAGAAGCAAUUUAUCAAUCCAGGGUUCGUUUUGGUUUAAUCAUAAAUAUGUCGUAAUUCUUUUCUGCAUAAAAUGAAUAAAUAAAUACAUGCUAUGACCUUCAUCUUGAUUCUAUAUCAUCUUGGUGGAGGGGGGGGGAAGUUUUGUUUGUUUGUUUUAGUUUAAUGAAAUGCCUCAAAUCAAGUUGAGCAACUGGUUGCAUGGUAGAAGUGAAGCUAAUAUAAUUAUAAUAAUAUAAGAAGGGCACGUGAUUGACGACACAAUUUGAGAGAAUUAUUUUUCUUAAAAAAAAAGAGUCUUGCCUUUAUUAAAAGAAAAACAAAACGAAAGUUUCUCAAACAUAACAGUUAAUGCCAUCACCUUUUCAGUACACAGGCAAUAUUUGAAGACACAAAUUCACUUAUAACUGAAACCUCAUAGAGCUUAGAACUUCUUCUGAAAUCACUCUUUUACACAAUAUCACACAUACUUGUUUAUAACAGGAUCAAAAUGAUCAAAGAAAGAAACACUUUUUUAUUUCAUGGUUUACUCUGGCAUUUAAAAAGGAGAAUAAAUCAGAUGUUUGACACAGCUGAAUGGCAGAAAGGCUGAACCUUAAAUCCUAGCUUUUAUGAGCAAAAAAGGAACAAUUCUGUCUUUCCACCUCAACCAUGUCAGAAAUGCAUUUAUGGGGUUCUAACGUAAACAUAAUUUGAUUAUUUGUAUUAAACAGCAGACAAAACGAUACAACUUAUGCCAAACCAGGAUGCCUCAAAAACAGAUUAGACGUUUGGUUGCCUUAAUGAGAAUUUUGGACAGGUUCUCUGAAGUAAAUUAUGCUUUAAAGAUGAUCCUGCCUUGUGUAAUGUUUCUUAUUUGGGUUUUCUGUAUCCGUAAUGAUCAAGUGUCUGUUUGUGGUCAAAUUUUGAGGCUUUGAUUAAAAAUGUUUUUACACA